AUGGCCUUAGUGCUUUCUACAGGCCAGGUGGAGAAUCUCGGGGCACGUAAGCUCUCCAAAUACUGCCCGCGACAGCCCAGUCAAGGAGCCAUGAAAGUAUCUUUGACCCAGGGGUGCACCAUUCCAAUUCGACCACAGGGCACACAGGGCCAGUGUACCGACCUGAACGAAGGCCAGCGUUUUUCUCGUCCCGUCAAGAAAGAAUUGUAUGAUUUCUGCGCAAGCCAAGAUAAUUUGACAACCAAAGUCGCCAAAAGUUCAUUACGUUGCCAAGUCGUACCCCAAGCUCAUUCCACCCCCACUAUCGCCAUUAACGACCUGAACUUCAUCCCUCUUCCCGUCCCAGCUCCCGCAUUUCCAAUUCAAUACCGUGGCGCCGAUAUCGAACCCAUCGCAUUUGUCGCCGGGGCUCGCAUUUAA
Molecule: messenger RNA, 420 nt
Organism: Colletotrichum lupini
Lineage: Eukaryota; Fungi; Ascomycota; Sordariomycetes; Glomerellales; Glomerellaceae
Exons: 5
Coding region: 1-420 (139 amino acids)
Source: RefSeq, a predicted model, not a curated record